AUGCCAGGCAUGUUGAAAAAGCUGACUGGACUUGCUGUUGGGCUGACCAUAGAAGGAAUUGUCCUGCAAACCUACACUGGUAAGCACAUUGUUUUGGAUUAUCAAGCUACCACCCUCUCUGGGAUCAAGGGAGAUCCUAGCCGUCAGGAGGUCAAAGCUUUCAUCAAUGCCAUCAACAACAUCCCAACCUGCAUUGGCUACCACCCAAGUGAGAUUUCCAGCGCUACUGUCACCUUGCACAAUUUGACCACCACUGUGGAUACCCACAUUAUCAGUCUCAGUGACCCAGAAAAGGAACUCGUCCACUGGCACCAGAGACUUGGACACUUGGACUUCAGGAAAAUCCAAUUUCUUGUGAAGGCUGGAAUGCUGGCUGUGUCUCCCAACAGGCGGACCUUGCACACUCUGUCUCAAGUCCCCAAAUGUGCUGCCUGCCAGUUUGGCAAGCAGACUGUUUUGACAAGCAAGACUCCCAGCAAGAACACUGGAGCUGUGCAUGACAAGCCUCCAACUCUCAAAGAUGGCAAAGUUUCACCUGGCUCUUUCUGCCUGGACCACCAGGUGUGCUCCACCAAGGGCGUCAAGCAGACCAGCCACGGUGGUGCCAACUCUCACUGCUACAUUGGAGGGCUGAAUGCUGUCUGUUGUAGAAGUUCAACGGUUCUCCACUUUCCCCAGGACCAUCUGAACACUCAUGAGACCCUGGAAGCCAUCAAGCUGUUGGAGAUGUUCUGCUUGGACCAUGGAGUUGUCCCCACUGAGUAUGUCACGGACAGUGGUGCCACUUUCACUUCCAAGGCAUACAAGGACUCCCUGCUGGCUGAGAACAAGCAGAGUUUUGCAGGGACCGGUGUUCACCACCACAAUGCUGUGGCUGAGCGUGCCAUUCGGACCAUCAUGUCCAUUGCACAUACCAUGAUGCUUCACUCCGCCAUCCACUGGCCCUCCAUGGCUGAUGCCACGUUGUGGCCAGCCCAUGGCUGUGGCCCAUUCAGUUUUCAUUUCAACCGAGUGCCUAAGGUUGAUUCCGGCCAGUCUCCCCUGGACAUCUUCAUGGGGACACGCCAACCACAACGGCGUCUUCAAGAUUUGCAUUUGUGGGGCUGUAUCUUCUAG
Seminavis robusta is the source of this 1116-nucleotide messenger RNA. Lineage: Eukaryota; Bacillariophyta; Bacillariophyceae; Naviculales; Naviculaceae. The record is from the annotation of a GenBank genome assembly.